AUGAAGUUCACCACCGUUCUCGUCGCUGCCUUUGCCGGCCUCGCCGUGGCCACCCCCGUCGGCAACGAGGAGGGCCUUGACAAAAGAUAUACCGACUUCAACGGCUGCAUGACGACUUGCAACACGCCCACCUGCGCCAUCAAGAACUGCUACCAGUGGUGCUUCAAGGUCUGCUGCGGCCAGUACCCUGGACACGCCGGCUGCUAA
Akanthomyces muscarius is the source of this 207-nucleotide messenger RNA. RefSeq lists its product as uncharacterized. The record is from RefSeq and is a predicted model, not a curated record. Lineage: Eukaryota; Fungi; Ascomycota; Sordariomycetes; Hypocreales; Cordycipitaceae. The transcript has a single exon. The coding region runs from base 1 to 207 and encodes 68 amino acids.